AUGGCACCUUCUCUCGUUACGCUCAAACGCCCCCACAAGUGGCUUUUGCACUUAGACACCGGGGAUGAGAAGUGGAUUCCAUAUCCUAACAUUCACCGGCGUGCCCAAUGGGUUGACGAAUGCGCAGAUGCAGAAGACGCACCUAAACUCAACUUAACGUACACGGCAAAAAGGUUAUGCUCUGCAUCUGGUGGAGCGCACACGAUGUCGAACUGGGAGCUGCUCGCUGAAGGGUGUGCAGUGACCGCAGACGUCUCCACUGAGCAACUGAGGAAUUUAAAGGCAAAUCUCGAAAAUGCACGCCCGCCGCCUCACGAAGUCUACUUCCAUCACAACAACGCUCGGGCACACAUUGCAGGAACGAAAAGUGCUGAACCAAAGUGA
Messenger RNA from Necator americanus (New World hookworm), 384 nucleotides. RefSeq lists its product as uncharacterized. The coding region runs from base 1 to 384 and encodes 127 amino acids. The record is from RefSeq and is a predicted model, not a curated record. Gene Ontology annotation, molecular function: nucleic acid binding. Lineage: Eukaryota; Metazoa; Nematoda; Chromadorea; Rhabditida; Ancylostomatidae. The transcript has a single exon.